AGACAUAGGUACAAUAGUUAUCGGACGGUAGCCUGCGGUAAUCGAUACUCAACGAUAUAUCGUGCAGCGCCAUUCAAGAGCCAUCUUUUUUUGCCGCGCCUUUGCCUCUCAUUCUCAGAGACAUUUUCGAGAUACCGACGACAAAAUUCGUGUAGCGUCCACGACGACAUUGAAAACGGAACGGCAGCCGAACCGAGCGUGCGAGUGAGCUAAGCAGAGCGCUUGUCAACUCAAAAAGCAGUAGAGAAAAAGAAGGCGACGAAGACAGCAGCAGCAUAAUCGACGCCGCACGUACCGGGAGCAUUUAAAAUAAUUUUUUCUGUGGAUUAAUUUUACUAAAAAGGAUUUAAACACAAUGACUGAACGUGAAAACAACGUCUACAAGGCAAAAUUGGCCGAACAGGCCGAGCGCUACGAUGAAAUGGUUGAGGCCAUGAAGAAGGUCGCCUCUAUGGACGUUGAGCUGACCGUUGAGGAGCGUAAUUUGCUCUCGGUUGCCUAUAAGAAUGUGAUCGGAGCACGUCGGGCUUCGUGGCGCAUCAUUACCUCCAUUGAACAGAAGGAGGAGAACAAGGGCGCCGAAGAGAAAUUGGAAAUGAUCAAGACCUAUCGUGGUCAGGUGGAAAAGGAGCUGCGCGACAUUUGCUCGGAUAUACUAAAUGUGCUCGAGAAACAUCUCAUUCCAUGCGCCACGUCCGGCGAAAGUAAAGUAUUCUACUAUAAGAUGAAGGGCGAUUAUCAUCGCUAUUUGGCCGAAUUCGCCACCGGUUCAGACCGUAAGGAUGCUGCAGAGAAUUCGUUGAUUGCCUAUAAGGCAGCAAGUGAUAUUGCCAUGAACGAUCUGCCACCAACACAUCCCAUACGCUUGGGCCUGGCUUUGAACUUCUCGGUGUUUUACUAUGAGAUACUCAAUUCGCCGGAUCGCGCUUGCCGCUUGGCGAAAGCCGCAUUUGAUGAUGCCAUCGCAGAGUUGGAUACGCUAAGCGAAGAGAGCUACAAAGACUCGACACUGAUUAUGCAGCUUCUGCGGGACAACCUCACAUUAUGGACGUCCGAUAUGCAGGCAGAUGACUCCACAACAGGCGAUGGCGAGCCCAAACAGGAAAUUCAGGAUGUUGAGGAUCAGGAUGUGUCGUAAUUUAAGUAAACCCCCGCCCUUCCAUUUAAAAAAAAAAAAAAAAAACACAAAAACAAAACAAAAACA
Messenger RNA from Drosophila montana, 1204 nucleotides. It is a transcript of the gene 14-3-3epsilon, whose product is annotated as tyrosine 3-monooxygenase/tryptophan 5-monooxygenase activation protein epsilon. Gene Ontology annotation, biological process: regulation of mitotic cell cycle; intracellular protein localization; signal transduction. The transcript has 5 exons. Lineage: Eukaryota; Metazoa; Arthropoda; Insecta; Diptera; Drosophilidae. Gene Ontology annotation, molecular function: phosphoserine residue binding. The record is from RefSeq and is a predicted model, not a curated record. The coding region runs from base 356 to 1138 and encodes 260 amino acids. Gene Ontology annotation, cellular component: cytoplasm.